Molecule: messenger RNA, 183 nt
Organism: Clunio marinus
Lineage: Eukaryota; Metazoa; Arthropoda; Insecta; Diptera; Chironomidae
Source: the annotation of a GenBank genome assembly
AUGCAUGUUGAUCAUCCUGGAAAGCUUCAAUCAAAGAAAGCUUUCAAAGCUGCAAUCACAAAAGCUCAAAAUUCAUAUUUUACUUUAUCAUAUUUUCUUCAUCAUUUUCUCAUCAUUAUUAAUAGUAAUUAUAAACGACGAUCAAAAAGUUUUUUUUUUCUUCUUCAUUUGCAUAAUCACUGA